Molecule: messenger RNA, 1135 nt
Organism: Marchantia polymorpha subsp. ruderalis
Lineage: Eukaryota; Viridiplantae; Streptophyta; Marchantiopsida; Marchantiales; Marchantiaceae
Source: the annotation of a GenBank genome assembly
GCGAUACGAUCCAGUGCUUCACCUGUCAUAAAGUGCAAGCUUUUGAUAGGCAGAAUAGCACUGGCGAGUCCAGUUUCUGACCGGAUCAAAGGUCCGAUCACGAGAAGGCAUCAACUCUGAUACGAAUCAUGGCAAAGCCCGAAACAGGAACCUUGUUUCUGGCCUCGGCCUUGUUGAUUCUGUCAGUGUCCGUCCUCCAGGGUGCGCAGGCCGUGGACUACCUCUUCUGGGACGGGCCUACUUGCUCGGGGCUUGUGCAGAGUCUCUGCACCUCAAUCAGCAACGGAACCUGUUGUGUCUCGGACAAUGCCUAUCAAUCUGUGCAGGUCCGAGGCGACAGAUGCCAAUGGACCACGGCAUUCAAGGACGGCGACUGUGCCGCAAACAUCACAAUAAACACGAAGAAUGGCUCCAUCUGUUUCGACAGCGGCGGUCCCACUUACACUGCGGCGAGCUGGCAGAGCAGAUGCAUCAAUGGCACGCCCAUUGUGGAGGCUCCGAUUCCGGCCGCCAACCUGACUAUCAAUGGGACGAGUAACGCGACCAACAAUAUGACGAUCCCUGGAGCUCGCCGAAGAGCUCUGUUGAGCGAGUUUAGAUCCCCCAAUGUUCUGCCGGAUCUGGAUUGCACGCGGCAUGUGGAGGUGGAUGAUAAUGUGAUAUACUACCGGGAAGAUCCAACGAAGUUUAUCUGGAGCCUUCGAGUGGACAAAGCAGAUAAAGCUGCGAUGAUGCAGCAACUUGCAGCCGUGCCCAAGUCGGAUAAAGCUUUCUGGUUGUUCACUCAUGGUGCUACGUACAACGUCGAGGCGUCAGCGAGUUCGUUUGAGCUUGUUGUUGCCUAACUUUAAAUUGAGGUCCUGGCGGAGGAUAGGAGAAGUGGAUGCUGGGCUUGGUAGUGUGUAGGAUUGAUCUUCUAGGGGAAUUAGAUUCUGAAGGUAGUGGUUGUUGAUCGAGAUCUGCUGAUUUUAUCUCUUAGCUGCGUGUGUAAAUGUCCUCAUUGAUUCCAUUCAUUGACACAAUAAUCAAAAAAUUGCCCAACGACUGGCAGUCUAGUUAUCGAGAAGGGAUAACAAGAAGGAGAUUCAAGUCCUCCUCGAUCCUCGACCCAUAUUAAACUACUGCCAGUCUUCGG